Molecule: messenger RNA, 1101 nt
Organism: Paralichthys olivaceus (Japanese flounder)
Lineage: Eukaryota; Metazoa; Chordata; Actinopteri; Pleuronectiformes; Paralichthyidae
Source: RefSeq, a predicted model, not a curated record
UACCGGAUAUUCAAUCUGUCGUCUCAUCCGCCUCCUAGCUUUAGCAUUAGCGUUUAGCUGCUGCACGGGAACUCUGCAGGUUUCCUCUGUUUGAAACGUCAGGUUCAAAUCAACUUCACUCCGUGUUGAGAUUUUCCACCUGAAGAUAAAACGUUGUUUCUGUUUCCGGCUCUUUUCGUCUUUCACCGUUGACGCGCUCAUAACCCGACGAGGCUAAUGCUAGCCGGCUAGCAGCUCACCCUGUCAGAGCGGAAGUGAAGGAGAAGUUUGAAGUUUGAAUGAGUUCAGAUGAAAAUGAGAAGUUUAGUUGUUUUAAAAACUCAGCAGCUGAUCAGCAGAGUCUCCAGUUCAUCAGCAGCAGUGCGAUGGCGAGCGGCUCAGACCAGACUCCUCUGCAGCUCCUCACCGGAUGAAGCAAAGCGCCGGCCAUCCAUGCUUCGACACCUGACCUCCAAAUUAAAGGCCACAGGUCCGAUUUCGGUGGCCGAGUACAUGAAGGAGGUUCUCACCAACCCUGUGACGGGUUAUUAUGUGAGGAACAACAUGCUCGGACCAGACGGAGAUUUUAUCACAUCACCUGAAAUCAGUCAGAUCUUUGGAGAGCUGCUCGGCGUCUGGAUCCUCAGCGAGUGGAUGGGAGCCGGUCGACCCAAACAGCUGCAGCUGGUCGAGCUCGGACCUGGAAAAGGAUCGUUGGCGAGCGACGUCCUCCGAGUGUUCAGUCAGUUGCAGUCAGUUCUGUGUGAAUCCUCGGUGUCUCUCCACCUGGUCGAGGUGAGUCCAGUUCUGAGUCGGCUGCAGGCCCAGACUCUGACCAGGGACAGCAGCCGGGAGGCGGACGCAGAGGACGAGCAUGUUUACCGCCGCGGGGAAACUGCAGCCGGCCUCCCGGUGUCCUGGUACCGCCGCUUAGACGACGUCCCCACAGGUUUCAGCAUCUUUAUCGCUCACGAGUUCUUCGACGCUCUGCCCAUCCACAAGUUUCAGAGGACGGACAAAGGCUGGAGGGAGGUUAUGGUGGACAUCGACCCGGAGAAGAACGAUCAGCUGAGGUUCGUGGUGACUCCGUCUCCCACCCUGGCCUCGUCCACACUCGUACAC